Molecule: messenger RNA, 1026 nt
Organism: Schistosoma mattheei
Lineage: Eukaryota; Metazoa; Platyhelminthes; Trematoda; Strigeidida; Schistosomatidae
Source: the annotation of a GenBank genome assembly
AUGCAACUGACACAAUUCAAUUCACUUAAUUGUGAUAUUAAUACAAUUUCAACAUCUAAUUUGUGUUUAUAUACACCAAAUACUUCUCCAGUCAAUUCAAUUUGGUCAUGUACAAAUGAUUACAAUCCUAAUCGAUGUACAUUAUCAAAUCGUGUCUAUCAUUUACAAGGCAGCAAUUUAAAUGAAAUUCAUUUAAUUAAUGAAUUACGUAAUUUAAAUAAUCGUUUAGAAUGUAUAGAAUUACAAUUUACAAAAUUAUUUAAAUUAAUAGAAUCUAAGCAAUUUUUAUAAAUCACAACAACAACAACAACAACAAAAUUCCAAUUUCGUCAGUUUUAUUUAUAUUUUCGUCUUUAUUAUUAUUUUUGUUUGUUUGUUUCCAGAUUUUGUCUAUGUUUCACUAGCCAUAGCAACAACCUUGAAAAAAACACAAAAAAAGAUUAUUUACUUAGCAUAAUAUGAACUAGAGAAAGAAAAAAAAACGAUUCAUCAUAACAAAUAUCAUUCAGGUUCAUAUAAAUGAAUAGUCUUAUUAGAUUUUCAAUAGUUUGUUAUGUAAUGACUAUGACUACAUAUCAAUAUAAUCUAAAGUGAAUUCAAAUAGAAGUUAUAUACGAUCAGGAAAUUAUUUUAAUGACUUUAUUGAUUAAUUUAUAUCCCAAUAUGUUAUAUGAAUUGAAUCGGUUCGUUUUUGUUGUUGGGGGGGAGUUUGUUUUAAUGAUUCAGAUAAUCAGUAUAUUUCAUUGAUAAAUAAUAAAUAACAAAAUCUACAUAUAAGCAAUAUUAUACUGUAUUAUGUUAGAUAUUAGAAUAAAAGUUAAUAUAUAUUGAUCAUUUAUGAUGUAAUUGUAUAUACCUUUUUAGUCGCUAAAUGAUUUCAUAAUAUUUGCAUGAUUUAAAAUAAUUACCAUGGAUAAAUAUAUUAUUUUUCUCUUCUUUUUUUCCUAAAAAAAAUCUUUGAAACAUCACAAAUGAUUCACAUUUUUAUGUUAAUUUAUAAUUAAUAGUCAUGUACAUCUAGUUUUC